Messenger RNA from Dreissena polymorpha, 1074 nucleotides. RefSeq lists its product as uncharacterized. NCBI's taxonomy places the organism in Eukaryota, Metazoa, Mollusca, Bivalvia, Myida, Dreissenidae. The transcript has 6 exons. The record is from RefSeq and is a predicted model, not a curated record. The coding region runs from base 71 to 835 and encodes 254 amino acids.
CUCAUAGAAUCCAGGACGUUCCUCUUACAGGGUCAUAGAUGAUUCGGUAGUAAUGAAAAUAUAAUCGAACAUGGCUAAUAAGGAUAGUAAACGCAUUUGGCAAACGUACCACGGCAAUGAGUCGAACGGUGUCAAAAGUGCCAUGGGGGGCGGCUACGAUCCCUCAUCGUACGGGCAAGGAGGGGGAGAUUCCCGGCACCAAAUUCAACGCCAGGAUCAACGAUCAAUCGAGGCCAGCAAACAGAUGUUGUUUGGCGUCUACGGCAACGUCAUAAGCAUACUAGAAGAGUAUGAGAAGCGCGAAUCCCCCGGCAAGCAACUUGCGAGAUCGGACAUCCAUAUUCCUGACCAGUCGCGGAAAGGCAAAGACGACAUUGAAAGCAUCGUCGAAACGCAGCUCUUGUUGUUCGAAUCCCAGCUAAAAACCUGCCCAGCCGAAGUGCGCAAUCAACUGGGUGACGAACUAAAGCAAAAGACAAUCAAGUGGUGUUCAGUCCGCCACGGGCAGACGCUAAAUAAGACGGACAGGUUCAUCGCCCAACUGUAUGAAAUCCUUGAAAGAGGGCGCACCCAGCACGCCUUUUAUUCAAGGCCAACACCGAACAUCACCGCCGAUGUCAUGCGGGCUAACAUACCCCAUCUGAUGCGGGGAAAACACGAUCAGGCGACCCUUGACCAGAGUUUCCGGUAUGACAGGGACCGCAAGGCUGUUGCCCCAAAUGUUAGAGCCAGUGCGGCAGACAGUCUUCAAAGAGGUAGCGAACGCCUUGCAGAAAUAAAGCCGGACCUGAAAGGUUCGCUAAGAGGAUACAUGACUCAACCAAGUUGGCGUUAAGUGCUAGAUCCGAAAACUGUGAUAUUACAUAUUAAAUGACUGUGUGUUUAUCAUUAGUAAUUGAACAUUUACUUACGGACUAGACGUUGCUUAUAAAAACAUGUAACUCCUAUUUUUCUGCUGUAGUGGUUAUUGAUUUCUUAAACGAUCGUUCAGUUACUUAUGAUGUAUGUUAUUAUUGAUUGUUGUUGCUGUUGUUGACACGUGAUGCUGUUUUGUAUUAAAGGGAUUGCUUGAUA